GUUUUGUUUGACAACAUAACCUAACUAACUAAUUAUUAUUUACUAGACUCAAAAUUAAAAACUUUAUAUCAUAAAUAAUGAAUUAAAUCGUUUAUAAUGACUGAUGUAGAGACUGUUGAAGAUUUUUAUGGAGUCUAUUUGUUGUGUUGUCUCAAUCCCAAGUACAAAGGAAGAACGUAUAUCGGUUAUACAGUAGAUCCAAAUAGGCGAAUAAAGCAGCACAAUAAGGGUAAAAAAUUUGGAGGGGCUUGGAAAACUAGCAAUAAAGGGCCAUGGUCUAUGGUUAUGAUUAUACACGGUUUUCCAAAUGAUAUAUCAGCUUUACGAUUUGAAUGGGCUUGGCAACAUCCUCACUCCUCUAGGAGGUUAAAACAUGUCUCGAAAAAAAAGUAUAACGAAAAGAACUUUGAUUUUUGCAUAAGAGUUUUAUCGGAAAUGCUCAGAGUGGGCCCUUGGUGCAGAUUACCACUUAACAUUCGUUGGUUAAAUCCAGAUUUCGUUACCGAUUUUCCAGCACUUAAAUCACCACCUCUUCACAUGCCAAUCUGCCAUGGCUCAGUAGUGAGCAAAAAAAUAGAUAAGCGCAUUCCGUCUGAAAAUAAAGAAACGACAUGUUCCCUUAGUAACAUAUGUGAUAUUUGCCAGACACCCAUAUCAGAAAAAGAUAUGAAAUGUAUUAAUAAUAAUUGUGAUGCAAAAAUGCAUGUUCUUUGCUUAUCUAAUGUCUUUCUAAAGCCCGGUGAAUAUGUUCCUGUGGAAGGAGCGUGUCCCAAAUGCCAUCAAACUGUAUUGUGGGGCGACAUUGUUAGGAAAUACAAAGGUUGUUAUAACACCGUCGAUGUAAAAAUCAAUUUAGAUAAUGCUAAUGAAUUUUACUCGUCUGAUUCUGAUUAGUUAUUUUAUUAUUAUAUUACAUAGGUUUUAAAAGGUAAUAAAUUUUUUUAUGGAAUCUACCUGUGUACGUUUAUUACUGAGCUACAUGUAUCUAGAAUUGUAUUUUCG
Molecule: messenger RNA, 1002 nt
Organism: Phyllotreta striolata
Lineage: Eukaryota; Metazoa; Arthropoda; Insecta; Coleoptera; Chrysomelidae
Source: the annotation of a GenBank genome assembly